AUGGCCAAGGCUGAAUAUUUUGUCUGGGGUGUUCCAGAAAAUAUGACGUGGGAUUACUUUGAGAAAGAGUUUGGAAACACCACCGGAAUGCCACCCAUUGGAGAGGAUUCCAGACCCUGCGAGAGAUUUGCAAUAACCAACAGGCAGGCUUUAGUCAUCUUUUAUGGACUGGUGACCCUGCUGAGCUUGCUGGGAAACCCGCUUGUGAUGCUGGUCAUCUUAUCCAGGCGAAGAAGCUGCUCUGUCACCGAUGUCUACAUGCUGAACCUAGCCAUUGCCGACCUUCUCUUUUCAUCGACCCUGCCCUUCUGGGCUGUCUCCAAGUUGAAGGGCUGGAUUUUUGGCACACCCCUGUGUAAGAUGGUCUCACUCCUGAAGGAAGCCAACUUCUUCAGUGGUAUCCUGCUACUGGCCUGCAUCAGCGUGGACCGAUACCUGGCCAUCGUCCAUGCUACCAGCACACUGGCCCAAAAGCGCCACUUGGUUAAGUUUGUAUGUCUGGGCGUUUGGGCUCUAUCUUUGAUUCUUUCUCUGCCCUUUUCUAUCUUCCGCCAGGAAUACAAACCGCAAAAUUCUGAAACAGUUUGCUAUGAGGUCCUGGGUGAAGCCACGACAAGUUUUCGGAUAAUGUUGCGCGGCUUGUCCCACGUAUUUGGUUUCCUCCUGCCUCUGCUGGUCAUGCUGGUCUGCUACGGGUUCACGCUGCGCAUGCUCUGUAAGGCCCGCACGGGGCAGAAGCACAGGGCUAUGUGGGUCAUCUUUGCGGUUGUGCUUGUCUUCUUGCUCUGCUCUCUGCCAUACAACCUGGCCCUGCUCUCGGACACUCUCUUAGGAGCCGGCUUGAUUGAAGACACCUGCAAGCGCCGCAGCGACAUUGACCAGGCCCUCUAUGUCACCGAGAUCCUGGGCUUUUCUCACAGUUGUCUCAACCCCAUCCUCUAUGCCUUUGUUGGGCAAAAUUUUCGCCACGAAUUACUCAGGAUCCUCGUUAGCUGUGGCCUGGUUCGCAAGGAGUUUUUGACACGCCGUCGUGCUACCUUUCACACAUCUCUCACUAGCUGUUAA
Messenger RNA from Psammomys obesus (fat sand rat), 1065 nucleotides. RefSeq names its product C-X-C chemokine receptor type 1-like. NCBI's taxonomy places the organism in Eukaryota, Metazoa, Chordata, Mammalia, Rodentia, Muridae. The transcript has a single exon. The record is from RefSeq and is a predicted model, not a curated record. Gene Ontology annotation, cellular component: membrane. Gene Ontology annotation, biological process: G protein-coupled receptor signaling pathway; immune response; neutrophil chemotaxis. The coding region runs from base 1 to 1065 and encodes 354 amino acids. Gene Ontology annotation, molecular function: C-X-C chemokine receptor activity.